Arabidopsis arenosa is the source of this 2638-nucleotide messenger RNA. NCBI's taxonomy places the organism in Eukaryota, Viridiplantae, Streptophyta, Magnoliopsida, Brassicales, Brassicaceae. The record is from the annotation of a GenBank genome assembly.
AUAUUGGGGAUUUCUUCUGCUCACCAUAACAAACAAUCAUUUUCUCACCAUAACGAAGAAGGAGAAACAGAGAAACGAGAAUGAGGUUCCUCGUCGGCUUCACUGUUUUACUUACCUCCGUCAUCGCUCUCUUAAUCUACGGCGCCACUUCACCGGCGAAUCUUACCGGCGACGAUUUCAAGUUCCCUGCCCCUUCUAUCAUCCGCGUCUUCUUCAACGGCGCCAGUUCACCGGCGAAUCUUACCGAUCGAACAUACUCGCUCCACUACGACUACUACUGUGAAUCUUGCCCCAGCGUUACCGCUCCUUCUAUCAUCCGCGUCCUCUUCUCCGAUUGCUUCAUUGAGGGAUUCGCAGAUGAAACACUCUCUACUGAGAACAAUGCAUCUCCAAACCUUUCCUUGAAAGGGUUUGAUGUUAUUGACGCCAUUAAGUCUGAGCGGGAGUAUGUUUCUCCUGGAGGUCUUUCCUGUGCCGAGCUUCCUGUCUUUCUCGAGCUUCCUCUCUUCCCUGCUAGAGAAGCCGCCCUAGUGGCUGGUCCUCGAGUGACUGUAAGAAAAGACAGUGCGGUGACUUGGCUCUUUGGUAGAAAACAAGAAGCUGAAGUAGGACCGUUUUCAGCAUGGAAUAUUACUGGCACUAUAAAGCUUGGAAUUAUCUCCUCUCAAGUCUUUCAAGAAUCUGCAAGAGACAGAUUACUGAAACGGAAACUUUUCCAAUACGGUUUACUUUUCAGCUACUCUGAUCUUCGAUUCUCUUGUACUUCAGCUCCAGUACUAAAUGAGAUGGAGAAGCACUGUAAUAUCGAAGUAGCAGCUCAAGUAUCCCGUGUGGCUUCUAGUGAAAAUAAUGGAGACAAAAAUUAUUAUCGCAUGGAAGGAUUGAUGGAGAGUCCUGGGGGAAUUUCUACCUCAAGACAAUUGCAGGCGAGUGAAGAGCCUGUAUCAUCACCUUUGUCAUCUCCAGCUCUGUUGGGUAGUGGAAAAGAAGAUGAGCAGAAGAUUAUCCCAAAGCGUCAGAAAGUUCAGGCUGUCCUCAAGUCCAUGAAGCAGAGUCCUAGGAAGGUCAACCUGGUUGCAGCACUAGUCCGUGGCAUGCGUGUCAAACGGGCUUCACAAACCGUGUACCGGGUUAUCCACGCUGCCCUGGGAAAUGCUACUCAUAAUCAUGGACUAGAUCCUGACCGUCUCCUUGUUGUCUCAAGCUACACCGCGGUGGCUAAAGCGAUCAUGGUUCUCUUCUCGCCUCGAAAUAUCAUUCGUUGGGAACUGGAACAGAUUUACGAGACAGCUAAAAAGGAGAUGGCCUCCUUGGAACGUAAGUGGGAAGAGCAGAUCGAGACAACUAAAAAGGAGAUAGCUUCCUUGGAACGUAAGUGGGAAGAGCAGAUCAAGACAUGUGAAAAGGUGGACGAGCUGAUCGAGACAUGUAGAUUGAUCUUGGAACAGCAGAAGAAGAAAUACAUAUUGAUCUCUUACGCUUUAACCGAGAUUAAAUCCAUGGCUUCACGAACGGGGUUGGAUCCUCAGGAAAUUAAAGAAAUGUGCAGAAAUCUUGAAAGCAAACAAGAUAAGAAAUCAUUGAAUCUGUCCCCAGAUGACAAUAUGCAUGUGGAGGGGUUUGCACUAAGUGUCUUUGCAAAGGCAGACAAGCAGGAUCGUGCAGGAAGAGCUGACUUGGGCACUGCCAAAACUUUUUAUGCUGCGGCAAUCUUCUUUGAAACUCUGAGCCAGUUUGGCCCUGUACCUCCUGAUAUAGAGCAGAAACAGAAGUACGCUGCUUGGAAGGCUGCUGACAUAAGGAAAGCCAUUAAAGAAGGAAGGAAGCCCACUCCAGGUGAUCCUGUUGAUGAUGAUAAUGAUUUACCCAUCCCAUCAAGCGUCCUAGUGGCUCCUAUUGCCACAACACCCUCUACCAAUGAUUAUCCCACAGAUGUCCCGCCUCCACCACCGUCUUCUUACCCUUCCAACGAUCUCCUUCCCCCUCCCACGGGACCAUCAGACUCCCCUUACCAGCAUCCUUACAGUCAUCAACCAUACCACCAAGACCCGUCACAACACAUGCCGCCACCACAAAACUACUCAGCCCAUGAGCCUUCUCCAAAUUCUCUCCCCAAUUUCCAAUCUUAUCCUAGCUUCAGUGAGAGCAGCCUCCCAUCCACUCCUCCCCACUACCCUUCUCACUACCAAAACCCAGAACCUUACUAUUCUUCUCCGCAUUCCGCACCUGCUCCUUCUUCCGCAAGCUUCUCCUCUGCUCCUCCUCCUCCACCUUACUCAUCAAACGGGCGUAUCAAUAUUGCUCCUGUGCUAGAUCCUGCACCGAGUCCAGCUCAGAAGUACCAUUACGACAGCAGCUACCAGCCAGGGCCUGAGAAGGUUGCAGAGGCACACAAGGCUGCUAGAUUCGCUGUGGGAGCUUUGGCUUUUGAUGAAGUCUCGACUGCUGUAGAACAUCUCAAGAAGUCACUUGAGUUGCUAACAAAUCCAUCGGCCGGUGCCGGUCACUGAAUUUUAUAUUUAAUCUGUGAAACUUGGGGUUGAUGUUAGUGCGUGUGUGUGCUCACAAUCACAUCGUGGGUUUGUUUAUUAACUUUUCAGGCUCAGACUUCGUGUACAAAGAAAAAUGGUGUGAAUUA